GUUUAUGUAGUUUUUUCUUUUUUGUUGCUGUGAAGUUAACGACAAAUUAAGCUAUCAAAUCACGUCACUUAUUUGAUGUAAAGUUCUAUUUUUUCUAACAAGAUAUAUGAAUAUUAAAUAGGAACUUAAGUUUCACCACAUGUUUGGGAAAAAUAUCUGUCCAUGGUUGGUGCUCGAGGACCAAAGAAAUUAAAGUCAUUCUGAGAAACCGAAACAAUAAAUAUAAACUUGGAGUCGAACUCUAAAGCAAAUCUGAUUCAUUUCCAUGGCGGACGGGAGGCCGACCAAUAUUUAUCUAAGCCACAGAGACGAUGACUACAACGUUUAUGAAUUCACUGAUAAGCUUUGUGCUGCUUUUGAAGCUGAAGGUUUAACAACCUUUGAGCAAUAUCAGGAUCUUGAAAUAGACGAUUCACUUCUAGAUGAUCUUCUGAAACCAAUUCAUGAAUCGUGGGUCUAUAUUUUUAUCUUCUCCAAAAACGAUGCUACUUCAAAAGGUCACUUAAUGGAACUCCAAGAAAUUACUUGGCGCAUUCAUCGGCCACGCGGUGUUAUAUUCAUCUUCUACGAUCUUGAUCUAAUCCAGGAAAAGCAGGUUCUGGAUGAAUUCUAUGACAAGGUCGCCAGUCAGUUCAGCAAAUUCACAAGUGGGACGCCAGAUGAUCUUCUUGAGAUGUACAGUAUCAUGAUCCAACCACGCCGAAUUUCAAAAGCCAUCAAUGAAAUCGUUAGCAAGGUCAUGAUAGCUCUGCGUCAACUAGAGUAUGUUGUUGAGCUAGUUGGGAUGCAAUCUCGUGUAGCUGAAGUUGAAAAGCUUUUGAAUUUAAGUUCAGUUGAUGAACAACUUCGCGUAGUAGGCAUUUGCGGUAUGGGCGGAAUAGGCAAGUCAACUCUUGCUCAAGUUUUGUAUAGAUCAAUCUCUCGCCAUUUUGACGCUUAUUGUUUCAUAGAGAAUAUAAGUGAACUUUUGCAUGAUGAUCUUCCCCUAAUGGAAAUUCUUUAUCAAAACUUUGAGAUUAAAGAUCCAGAAACUUGGACUCGAAACCAACGGAGAUUUCUCGUUGUUCUUGAUGGUGUUGAUCAUGAACAAAAUCUUGAUGCACUGAAUCUGCUUCUGAAAUCUGAACGCUUUGAUAAAGGAAGUAGAAUCAUCAUUACAACUAGAAAUGAACGAGUCCUUGAGAAGUGUGAAGUGGAACAUGUUUAUAGACCUAAAAUACUGAGUGAGGAUGAAGCUCUUAAAUUCUUCUGUAUAAAAGCCUUUGGACGAUAUUCUGCAGAGAGUGGAUAUGAAGAGAUGACAAAGAGUGUACUGGAAUAUGCAAAUGGACUUCCAUUGGCAAUUAUAAAACUGGGCACAUUCUUACGCCAGAAAAGUGUUGGAGAAUGGAGAAGUGCCUUGGCUCAACUAAAAAGGGUUCCUGAUCGUGACAUAGUGGAGGUGCUCAAAAGAAGUUUUGAUGAACUUGAUGAUAAGAGCAAGGAAAUCUUUUUGGACAUCUCAUGUUUUUUCAUUGGAAAAAAGAUGGAUCGUGUGAAGGAAAUUUUAGAUACUUGUGGCUUUCCUGCGGAGAAUGGAAUGAAAAUUUUGAUUGAGAAAUCACUCAUGAACAUUUUAGAUCACAAAAUAGAGAUGCAUAAUAUGUUGCAAGAAAUGGGACAACAUAUUGUUCGGAGAGGAUUCCCUUAUGAGCCCAAAAAAUGGAAUAGGUUGUGGCAUAUAGACGAUAUUGAUUACGUCAUGCAACAAAAUGAAGGCACAGCUAUGAAAAGAUUUGAAGCUAUAUCCCUGGAUUUGGAAGACACCAGAAGAGUUACAUUAAGAGUUGAAGCUUUAUCACAAAUGAGCAAUCUUAGAUUACUCAUAUUCCGUAAUGUCAACUUUUAUGGAACUCUCAAUUCUCUUUCUAAUGAACUACGAUAUGUUUCGUGGCAUCAAUAUCCUUUCACUAGUUUGCCAUCGACUUUCGAGCCUUAUGCACUAGUGGAAUUGAUCAUGACCGAUAGCAACAUCAAAGAAUUAUGGCAAGGCCAAAAGGUGCUUCCUAAGUUGAAAACUAUGAUUCUUAGUGGCUCCAAAAAUUUGAUGAAGAUGCCAGAUUUUGGAGGGGUUCCAAAUCUUGAAAGAUUAGAGCUGGAAGGAUGUACUGGAUUGUUGCAAUUACAUGCAUCUAUUGCUAGAAUUCCAAAGCUCAAAUUCUUAAAUCUGAGAAACUGCAUUAAUUUGGUUAGUAUUCCGAAUGUGUUAUUUGGUCAAGGCUGUUUGGAAAUUCUGAACCUUGCUGGCUGUUCAAAGUUUGCUUCUUGUUUGAGAUUUUGCCCUUUGAAGAGCUCCAUAGAAGUGAGACUACUCAGCAUUUGGUACCAUCAAUUCUUAGAAAGAAUGUUGUACUUUUUUCUUUUUGUUUUGCCCCAACAUAAAAAUUAUCAUCUGCUUGUUUUUUGCUGUCUUUUUUACUUGUUCUGUAGGGUAAAAAUAAAAGGUGUGUCCUGAGAUAUAGUUUUGCUAGUUAUGUGCUUUAAACUCAAUUAUUCCACUUUUAUUAUAUGUGAAUGUAUGCGCAUCAUCUCUAACUAAUUAAUGGUGGGUGUAA
Neltuma alba is the source of this 2594-nucleotide messenger RNA. Its product is annotated as disease resistance protein TAO1-like. Bases 266 to 2494 code for a protein of 742 amino acids. Gene Ontology annotation, biological process: defense response; signal transduction. Gene Ontology annotation, molecular function: ADP binding. Lineage: Eukaryota; Viridiplantae; Streptophyta; Magnoliopsida; Fabales; Fabaceae. The record is from RefSeq and is a predicted model, not a curated record. The transcript is spliced from 5 exons.